AGGUACGUCAUCAGUACGCGCGUGUGUGACGUCAGUCGCCAGCGACGCCUAUUUUGUAAACAUCCGCUUGUAGCAUUUUCAAUGCGAGGACAACAUGGAUAAUCUCGUCAAGGUUCAUGGCGGUGGUGCUGACUACAAUUCAGAUUUCAGUGAUGAUGAGGGACAAGGAGAGUCCUCAGAGAACAGACUUAAACGGAAACAUGAGGAGGAAAUUUUACGGAAGCCUUUCCAAAAAAGUCAACACUCUCAGGUGGCUCACCGCAGUUUUCAUACCAACGAACGGGACAGAGAGGAAGCCAGAAAUAGAAGAGCCCAUCUGAUAUCACUGAAUGCUUUUGAACGACAUAAGAAGUUUGUCGGCGAUUACAUACUUUAUUAUGGAGGACACAUGGUCGACUUUAAACGUUCUUUGGAAAAAGAUAAAACCGACUCGGAUGUCCUGCGGGAGAACCAUCGCUUCCUUUGGCGGGACGAGGACGAGGAGGACAUGACGUGGGAAAAAGAAUUGGCGAAAAAGUAUUAUGACAAACUUUUUAAGGAAUACUGCAUAGCUGAUCUCAGUCGAUACAAGGAAAACAAGUUUGGAUUCCGUUGGCGGACAGAAAGCGAGGUUGUGUCGGGCAAAGGUCAGUUCCAGUGUGGACACAAACGCUGCGAGAAGCAGGAAGGCCUCAAAAGCUGGGAGGUGAAUUUUGCAUAUGUGGAACAAGGCGAGAAGAGGAACGCAUUGGUCAAACUCAGACUUUGCCCUGAGUGUUCUUUCAAGCUCAACUACCACCACAAACGCAAGGAGGUGAAAGCCAAGAAGAGUGUCCAACAGCUCUCAGAGGAAAACCAGGAGCCAUUAGAGAAGAGGAAGAAGAAGAAGAAAAAGAAGAGAUCAUCGACACACUCCAAGAAGCACAAACACAAGAGACGCCGGGAUUCUUCCAUCUCCUGCAGCAGCUCAGACGAGUCGCAGGACAAAGGCUCUGAUCCUGAGGACAAGCCGGUGGAGGGUCAGUCAGAGUCGGACCACUGGCGAGGGCCGGCCCCCGCAGUGGAGGAAAAGUCAAGGGAGGAAGAGUUUGACGAGUACUUUGAAGACUUGUUCCUCUAGAAGACCCCCCGCUGUGAUCCCGCCUCGCCCUCCCCCCCCCACACACACACCAUUCAAGCGCACGGAUUUUUCUUUUGGACCCCUGCAGGAAUAAAUCACUUCAUCCCCG
Molecule: messenger RNA, 1208 nt
Organism: Nerophis lumbriciformis (worm pipefish)
Lineage: Eukaryota; Metazoa; Chordata; Actinopteri; Syngnathiformes; Syngnathidae
Gene: fra10ac1
Product: FRA10A associated CGG repeat 1
Biological process (GO): dephosphorylation
Molecular function (GO): phosphatase activity
Source: RefSeq, a predicted model, not a curated record